AUGAACAGGAAAAGCCCUACCGAGGCACCAUUCAGCAUGUGGGAGUAUCCCAAGGAACCAUGGUCUAGAAUACACUUAGACUUCAUGGGACCUUACAUGGACAAGAUGUUUCUGAUUAUUGUAGAUGCUCAUUCCAAAUGGAUUGAAGCUAUAAUCUUAAAUUCCAUAACAGCUGAAAUUACUAUUGAAGCACUAAGAAGGGUAUUUGCCACCCACGGUAUUUCCAAAGUUUUAGUGAGUAAUAAUGGGUCAACCUUUACUAGCGAACUGUUUAAAGAAUUCGCAAUGCGUAACAGGAUUAAGCAUAUGUUCAGCGCCCCGUUCAAGCCAUCAUCUAAUGGCUUGGCAGAGAGAGCCGUCCAGACGGUUAAACAGGGUCUCGCCAAAAUUGCUGAGGGUUCUCUACAAACUAAACUAUCACGAUUCUUAUUUAAGUAUAGAAUCACCCCUCAUUCUACUACUGGCGUUCCACCAUGUAAGGCACUUAUGGGUAGAAUGUUACACUCGCCAUUGAGCAUGGUGCACCCUAGCAUAAAUGACAGAUUAGUGCAAAGGCAGGAAUGCCAAAGGCAACACCAUGACCGCCAUUCACCGAUAAGGGAAUUUGAAAUUAAUGACAAUGUCUUUGUUAGAAAUUAUGCCAGAGGGGACCAGUGGCUUUAUGAGGUAGUUCGUCAGAAGCUGGGUAGCAAAAUGUAUGAUGUGGAGUUGGUAGAUGGAAGAAUUGUGCGACGUCAUGUAGACCAAAUGAGGCGUCGUUUGUCAGGGGGGAAAGAUCCUAAUGAUGAAAAGGGUAAUGUAAUUGUAGAAAGUAUAAUUGUUGAAAACGUUAAUGAAAGUGGAGUCAAUGACAAUGUCAGAGCUAAUGAGAAAAAGAUUGCUACUGCAGAAGUUGAUGAUUAUGGAAAUGUUGAUAGUGAAGAUGUUGUAAUCAAUGUUGGUAAUCAGAGUAAUGAGUCGGGUAAAUUUAUGAAUCAAAAUAGUAGUGGUAAUCCUAAAGAGUUGCGUCGAUCUAAUCGUGCAAGGAAGGCUCGUGAGAGAUUUGGAUUCUCAUAG
Molecule: messenger RNA, 1056 nt
Organism: Anneissia japonica
Lineage: Eukaryota; Metazoa; Echinodermata; Crinoidea; Comatulida; Comatulidae
Exons: 1
Coding region: 1-1056 (351 amino acids)
Biological process (GO): DNA integration
Molecular function (GO): nucleic acid binding
Source: RefSeq, a predicted model, not a curated record